Molecule: messenger RNA, 4777 nt
Organism: Phlebotomus argentipes
Lineage: Eukaryota; Metazoa; Arthropoda; Insecta; Diptera; Psychodidae
Gene: Tmtc3
Product: protein O-mannosyl-transferase Tmtc3
Exons: 11
Coding region: 383-3139 (918 amino acids)
Biological process (GO): protein O-linked glycosylation via mannose
Cellular component (GO): endoplasmic reticulum
Molecular function (GO): protein binding; mannosyltransferase activity
Source: RefSeq, a predicted model, not a curated record
CAGAAUAGCAAGUGCACACCAUCGGCUGAGAGAGCCAUCCAACUGUGCAUCGAUAAAUUAUCUCGCGGGGACAGACUCCGUUAAAACGGGUUUUGCGCCGGCGAGAGAGAUAUAGCAAAUUGCCUUUUUGCUCACCCCCCGAAAUUGCCGCAAAUUAGCCCCGCUCAAGUGUUGUGGACUUGAAGAGAGUCUCAGAAGCCACUCUGCAUUAAUAAUAGAGGCAAACACGACAACUUAAAGAGUCACUGAAGGAGUUUAGAGGGGAGAGAGAAAAGCAUGAGAUGUCGAGUGGCAAUCAGCUGCAUUUCCCACGAUUGUGAGCAGAGUGAUUAGACAAUUGUUACGCAAAAAGGAAAAGAGAGGAUCAAGGACAAUCCCCAAGAUGCCCAUCACAAUGUCACCGCAGCACUUUUUGGGCUUCAUCAUCGCCUUCACGUGCGUCCUGUGCUACCACAACAGUCUCAACUGUAGCUUUGUGUUUGACGACAUCAGUGCCAUCAAGGAGAACAAGGACCUUCGUCCGCACACACCGUGGAAGAAUAUCUUCUUCAAUGACUUCUGGGGCACUCCGAUGCAAAAGGAGCAGAGCCAUAAAUCGUAUCGACCACUGUGUGUCUUGACUUUUCGAUGGAAUUAUUCAUUUCACGGCCUCGAACCGGCUGGCUAUCAUUUGGUGAACUUACUGCUGCACACCCUGGUCUCAUUAAUGUAUUUCAGGAUGUGCACGAUGUUCCUGCCAGAAUUGAUGAGUUUCGCCGCUGCAAUGCUCUUUGCCGUACAUCCAGUUCACACUGAGGCCGUCACAGGUGUUGUUGGCAGAGCCGAAACUCUAUCAUCAGUCUUCUUUCUGGCUGCAUUUCUCAGCUACGCCAGGGCGACAGAACAGAAGAAAUCCACUGGCUGGCGCCACUUGUUCCUCUCCAGUGUGUUCGUCGGGACGGCGAUGCUGUGCAAGGAGCAGGGCAUCACGGUGACCGGCGUCUGUGCAAUCUACGAGAUAUUCGUGGCGCAAAAGAUACGCCUCAGUGAUUUACAGCAACUGUGCCGAGCAAUUUUGGGUGGAAAAAGUGUCUCUCUGCCAUCUGGAUCCUGGCCCAAUGAGGCAUCCAAGCGUCUGGCUGUGCUGUGCCUAAGCACAAUUGGUCUCCUAUUUGUCCGUCUCCAGAUAAUGGGAUCUCAAUUGCCAGUUUUUACCAGAUUCGAUAAUCCAGCCUCUGUGGCGACAACGCCAACUCGGCAACUAACUUACAAUUACUUGGUAUCGCUGAAUCUCUGGCUUUUGCUGUUCCCCUGUGAUUUAUGCUGUGAUUGGACGAUGGGAACUGUACCGCUGGUGGAAUCGUUUAUGGAUCCACGCAACAUCGCCACAAUAUUGGCGUAUUUGCUAAUUGGUAUUCUCGUUUGGAUAGCGUUUAUUAGUGAGAAUCGCCAGCAAACUACAAUUAUUAUCAUGGGAUUAUCACUGAUGAUUCUGCCUUUCCUGCCGGCGUCCAAUCUCUUCUUCCCGGUGGGCUUCGUGAUCGCCGAGCGCGUGCUGUACAUGCCAUCGAUGGGCUUCUGUCUGCUGGUGGCGUACGGCUUUCACCACCUCACGCAGCGCUUCAGCAGAAAGGUGACGUGGAUGUGCCUCACAUUCCUCCUAAUGACGCAUGCAACCAAGACUUACAUGCGCAACUGGGACUGGGAGACGGAGUACUCAAUAUUCAUGUCGGGUCUGCGAGUAAAUCAGCGGAAUGCAAAAUUAUUCAAUAAUGUGGGACACGCGCUGGAGAGCGAGGAGCGCUACCGCGAGGCGCUCACGUUCUUCCACACGGCCGUGCAGGUGCAGGAGGACGACGUGGGCGCCCACAUCAAUGUGGGUCGCACAUACAAUCACCUGAAGAUGUUCAAGGAGGCAGAGGAGGCGUAUCUCAAGGCGAAGUCACUGCUGCCCAAGGCCAAGCCGGGUGAAUCAUAUCAGGCACGCAUUGCACCCAACCACUUGAACGUGUUCCUCAACCUGGCCAAUCUGAUCUCCAAGAAUCACACGCGCCUCGAGGAGGCAGACAUGCUGUAUCGCCAGGCGAUUAGCAUGCGUGCUGAUUACACACAGGCGUACAUAAAUCGCGGUGAUAUAUUGAUCAAGCUGAACAGGACCAAGGAGGCGCAGGAGGUGUACGAGCGAGCGCUGCUCUACGACAGCAGCAAUCCGGACAUUUAUUACAACUUGGGCGUUGUAUUCCUGGAGCAGGGAAAGGCAUCACAGGCCCUGGCGUAUUUAGAUAAAGCCCUCGAAUUCGAUCCAGAGCACGAGCAAGCACUACUUAAUUCAGCCAUCCUGCUGCAGGAGUUGGGACGUGUCGAACUACGGAAGAUUGCACGUGAACGACUCUUGAAACUUUUAGUCAUUGACGAUAAAAAUGAUCGUGUCUUCUUCAAUUUGGGCAUGCUGGCGAUGGACGAUAGGAAUAUUGAGGAGGCGGAAAAUUGGUUUAGACGAGCAGUUCAUCUCAAGCAUGACUUUCGGAGUGCUCUGUUCAAUUUGGCCCUCCUCCUGGCCGACGAUCAUCGGCCCCUCGAGGCGGCGCCCUUCCUCAAUCAGCUCGUUAAAUACCAUCCAGACCAUAUCAAAGGAUUAAUCCUCCUCGGUGAUAUCUACAUCAACAACAUCAAGGAUCUGGACGCUGCAGAAAAUUGCUACAAGCAAAUCCUGCAAUUGGACCCAGUCAACAUUCAAGGGCUGCACAAUCUCUGUGUGGUGUACGUUGAGCGCGGGAAGUUGCUGCAGGCGCAAGCGUGUCUCAAGCACGCCCAUCGCCUGGCGCCCACGGAGGACUACAUCCUGCGCCAUCUGCAGAUCAUUCAGUCGCGCGUGCUGCGCCUGAAGCAGUCUCCGGGCGCUGAGAAGGAGCGCGAGCUGGCGUUCAGUGGCUUCGAUCCGCGCGAGUUCGGCGGCGAUUCGAAGCUGCCCGAGGACGAGGAAGUGGCGGAUGUGACGAACAACGUGCUGGGCAUGGAGUCGAGCAUGGGUCAGAGCCUGGGCGGCAUCGGGCGCAGCAAAGUGGUGCUCAUCGACAAGGAUCUGAUCAGUGAGUCGAAGACAAAGGCGAAGCCCCUCGUCAGCAACACAAAGUAUCAAACUGUCAACAGCAAGGGUUGAUUGCACUCUUGUCGCCUCCUGCGCACCGCUGCAAGCGACUGCGGCAGGAGUUUAGCUUUCAAUCGGAGCUGUGGAAUAUUACUUUUCUAACUUGCAACACGACGACUUGGCUGCAAAAGCGACAAGUCGACGGACGGUGAUUUUGUAUUGACAUAAGGUAAGAAUUUGUACAAGCUAUCGAUUAAUAGACUUAAGGCUUUCGUCGGUUAAUUAUUAUAGUAGAAAGUGUAGGCAGAGUGACAAGAGGGAUGUGGGUUAAAGAGAAUGCAUAAAUGAAGCUUUCUGAUGGAAAAGUUUCAACCCCAAAAGAAAAACCGAGACCACUUAAAACUCUAUCAAGAAGAAAUAUGAUAUAUUUUUUCAAAUAUAGCAUUCAUUUGAUUCCGGGAACCAUCAGAAAUCAGAAUCCCAAUGAUUUCCUUCGAAACAAUCUUUAAAGCUCAUUCCUAAUUUUAGGAGAAGCAACAAAGAAAGAAAAAUAACCGCAAGACAGGACGAUGACAAUCCGCUCAAUAUAUUUAGUGGCAAUUAAUAUGGACGCAAAAUAACAUCAAUUUUCCACACAAUUUUCUUUCCCACCUGUAUUUAAUCACGCAAAUACAGAAUUAUUAAAUUACUGUAAUUGAAACCUGAUGGAAAAAAACACUCCCAUUUCACUGGACGCUGAGUGACAAAAGUGGAUUAUAUUCACAUAUGAAAAGUGCAUGUUGGAUAAUUUGUAUCCAUUAAAGCGCCCAUUUUCCACCCUUAACAAUUGUCAAUCACAUUUGGUUGAAUUACAAAGAGAAAUUAGUGGAAAACUACAAUAUUUUUUCAACAGUUAAAAGGCGAUAAAUUCAUGAAAGAGACAAAUUUCAGCACUUUUUCUCACAGUGUUGAAAAAAAAGCGCCAAAAGUAUUUUUCAUCCCUAACCGAAAAAGAAAAAUAUCAAUUCCACUGAAAAAAAUAUAUCUUCUCAAUGCUUACAAUAUCGCGGAUGAAGAAAGCCACUGAAAUGUGAAUAAAAUUUUGAGUAUCUCCCCUUUUAUGGCGCACUUUUACGCGAAAUCGAUACCGUUCAAGGGAAGAGAGGUGGUUUCGAAUCGACAGCCAUCUCAAUUACUGGGGAUAGGAAAAUCCACACUUUGAACUCGGCGAAUUAAUCCUUGGGACGCGAUGGCGAAAAGUGGAUUAUACUUUUACACACCCAGAGAUAAACUCGAUUAUGAACGCGAUGAAGGCUUCAUUGAUAUGGGAUUACGCAUGGUUUAUGUGACAAAAAGGAUCGUUUUUUUGUUCAUUCAUUUGGUGCCCAAUUCUUGGGCUGCGCGUAUCGAAAAAAAAACUCAUGCACACAGAGUUUGGAUGCAGAGAUGAUAUUAAAUUAAAUGGAAAAGAAUCUAAAAAGACUGUUUUCUCGUGAGAAAAGUGAAAAAAAAAGAUCUAUAAAAAUAUAUAUAUUUUAAUAGGAAAUGAGACCUAUUUAGUGGAUAAGACGUAGAAGAAGAGAGAAAUUGUGUGAAUGAAAAAUUGUGCGUAUUACUUAAUAGCUGGAUAACGUUACAUGAUGAAUAGAAAACCCUCAUUAUAUAUAGAGAAGUAGUUUAGCAAAAUAUUAAAUGUUCUUUUGUCCGUUGUACGUUAAAUGGAAUCCAAUU